Messenger RNA from Pocillopora meandrina, 26593 nucleotides. The record is from the annotation of a GenBank genome assembly. NCBI's taxonomy places the organism in Eukaryota, Metazoa, Cnidaria, Anthozoa, Scleractinia, Pocilloporidae.
AUGGAGCUGUCUACUUCAGGAAAAAGCGUGAUAGACUUGAAUACGUCUUUCGUCGGUGGAAACGGAAGAAAUGGUUUGCAAUCUAAUGGAACAACGAAUGGCGGUAAGCUUCGAUAGCGUUCUGGAUGAUCGAAAAUUAUUUUCAGUCUUGUACUGUUCUUUAGAUUUCCUGUUAACACAGUUGAACGUUAAAAUACCCUUUUAUACAGUUUGCUACAAAAAGCUGCCGUAGUACUUACUACAUAUAGGAAGCAGAGGAUAGCUUAUCAAAAUGUUGUCUUCAUGUUAUAACUGAGAAGUGGACACCAGCAGAAGAUAGAUUUAUUAGCAAUUCAUGUUUGUCAUGUCUAGAUCUCAAACAAAUCAGUCCAGUAUUGGUAGCAUUUGAGCAAGAACUUUCAAGAUUUAUUAAAUACAUAAAAAAGAAAUCAGAACCAGGACUGAAGACCAAGAAGAAUGACGAAGAACCUCUGGCAAGAGGGUAUGUACACGUAUAGCUGUACAUGUACAACGUAAAUGUUUGGCGUGUUUUGUUUGUCUGUUGAUUUUUGCGUUGAACUUUUGCAUCCAUCUGAAAGUUUAUUCUGUUAACCGAUCACCGCAAAUUUCUCUGCGCACCACUGUCUUAAGAAUCUUGUGUUUGAAUUCAAAACUGUAUUGCCUAUUUAUAAUUGUUUUGACUUUCUCAUUAUCAACCAGUUUGAGGAUGUAUAUGUAAAACUGUGAAACAACGUUACAGUACUGAUCUGUCUUUGGAAUCAUAAAAUCAAAUAUAUUUGUGCAUAAUGCCUUUAUAUAUAUUCCUCUUAAGAUGUCAGAAUGAUCACGAAAAAGUGUUUGAUGUAUUUUUGCGUAGUAACAUUUGAGGAUCCACUAUUUUGUAGUAAUUUUUGUUUCCUUGUAUCAAUUCACGGAAAGGUCAAACACAUUGUUUUCCAUGUGGAACACAUAUGAGAGCCGUUUACCGCAAUCUUACUAUCAAGAGAAGCUUUUAAACACUGGAGAUUUCCUUUUCUCUGUCAAGGUAAACAAAUUGCAUUGCAGUCUUAUGAAAAAGUUACAUGUUUGUCUAUGUCUGCAUGCUUUUCAUGUUUGUAGAAACAGGAUUGACCAACUUAAUUCCUUACCUUAGCAAGUGUUUUUUUUAAAUUUUUUUUUGUAGUGACAUACUUGAAAAGUUGGAGUUGUUAAAAUUUUUGGCAGUUUACUUUUCUCAUUUUUCAUGGAAGGCAUAACUGUGUGUAUAAUAUUAUUACCCCAAUAUUUGUCAUGUAAUUAUGUUUGUGUCAACUUUGGUUUUCUUUGAAAGGUGGUAAGUGAAAAAAUCUGAGAAUUAAUGAAAGCCCUUAACUUCUUUUUAAGACACUGAACAAUUUGAGCCACAUCUUUAGUAUUCCAGCAGUUUUAUACUGAAAAAAAAACAAAUAACAAGAUUGGGUGGAAAGUUUGUGACAACUAUGAUUCUUCAAUGUACUUUUUUACCAGCCUUAAUUUGUACAUAUUCUAACAUCCUGAAGGAAUACAAACUUGCGCAGUUUCACUGCUAUGGAAGAUAUCUGGCUAAACAUGUUCAGAGGAAUCUCACACUUAGUGAGACUGCAGAGCUGGAUGCAGAUAAAUUUUACAAGAUGUAUUUGCCAAAUGGUCUUGACAAUCUGGCUUCUGCUACAAUGGUGGUAAGUGAAAUACUUGUUUAGUUAUAUAAUCCCAAUUCUGAUAAAGUCUUUCACUUGUCAUAUACGUGUAUUAAGCCUGAAAGGCAUCAUGGAUUACAAAAUUCUACAUCUGUUAUAUAUAUUUUAUCCAGGCAGAUAAUUUUUUCACAAGCAGGAGCUAAUUAUUUUUCUGUCGUGAAGAGAAGUGCAUUUUUAUCACCUUGCUCUUUCUAUAUUUCAUGGUCCAGUUAUUUAACACCCAUUCUUUUAAAAAUUAUUUCUAAUACAUUACAGCUCAAAGGUACUUGGCCCUAAAUUCACACAAGAAAACACCUUUAAAAAAAAUAUAAAAAAAAAAUGUAACACUGUGCAUAGGGUCUUAUGGGUUAUAGGAUGAUUUCCCAUUAUUUACAGUAGUUACCAUUUCCGUAGCUCAGCUGGCUUUACAUUAUUAGUCCUGAGAAACAUUACUUAAAUUUAAUUCUGUGAUUUUGUUUUACAGUAUAUCAUAAGAAAGAGAUAAAAAAAGUGUUCAUGUUGUUGUUGUUGUUGCAAAAUUUUAAACUAAAUAUAAUUUUUAAUCAUGACAGCUGCGAUCGGCUCUCGGUGAAGCUAUUUGUUUUUAUCAUGUGAACACUGCUGAGGACCCAAAACUGCAGGUACUGUUAACUGAUGUACAAUUAUGCACCUUUUCAUUUUACCAACUUAGUGGCAAGCACACUGUAGCUUGCAAGGUAACAAUGACAGGGAAGCCCUUCUGAAUUGGAAAACUACUUAGUGCUUUAACGAAUCUUUUAUCCAGUUAUGUGGAUCCAUGCCGGCAUCUUGCAACUUAGGAAUUUUUAGGGAACUUAGCACAUACCUUUCUAGAAAAUAUUUGUAGAUAUUACUUAAACAUGUUAUCUUAUACUUUUAAUAAAAUUAUAAGUCAUAGUCUAUGUUAAAUAUGAUGUAACCAUUUGAAUGUUUUUAAUAUCUAUAUUCAUAUGAAAUAAUUUCCAAAUUUGCAUAUUUUUAGGUGUAAUUAUGUUGUCAACCAUUUGACCCCUAAGAGUGACCAGCAUCUAAUUUCUCCUGAUGUGAUCACCCCUGAUCCAUUAAUAUUUAAGUCACGAGAAUCAAGGAAAUGAUCACAAAUUAAAGAAGCUCUUGAUUGUUAAACAAAUUUUCCUUGUCAGCACCAUAGAAAAACUAUUUUUAAUCACAAAUUAUGCAUACUGAUGUUAGGGUUUAACUCUUUAACUCCCACGAUCUGAUCGUCAAUUCUCCCCUCUUGUGACUACACAUUACCUUGUUAAUUACUUAUGAGAAUUUGUUGUUCGAUUAAGAUAACAUCUUCUGCCUGUUUAGUUAAUGUAUUCUCUUUAGCUGUAAGUUUGGAUGAUGUAGGGAUACUCUUAGGAGAAGUUACACAUUAAUCACUUCUGGGAGUGAAAGGGUUAAAGGAUUACUAAAUGCUUAUUCUCUCUUCUUUGAACACUUGAACUACUUGGUAUGAAUUGCAUUAACUCUUUAACUCCCAAGGUUUCAUUCGUAAUUCUCCUUACUGUCUGCCAAACAAUUUAUGUGAUGUUAGUUUGGAGAAUUUGGAAUUGGAUCAACCAAUCCCCUAAUUGAUAUUUUUCUUUAUUCUCAUUACUUUUCUGCUUGAUAUCAUAUCGAUAGUGUAAGGAGAAAUUCUUUCUGGGUCAUUAGAGGGACUUAAAAGGGUUAAUUACUAUUCUGAGAAAGUAGUUUUGAACAUGUGCCUAGUCAGGAAUUAAACCACAGAAAGAGAAACUGGGACUAAUCCAGAUGUCACUGCAGCUAUAUAUUAACCCUUUCACUCCUGAGAUCUUAUUAGUAAUUCUCCUUACUGUCUGCUUUACAAUUCUUAUAAUGUUAGUUGUGAGAAUUUGGUCUUUGAUCAACUUAAAAUCCUUUAAUUUAUAUUUUUCUUUAUUCUCAUCACUUGUCUGCUCAAUAUUGUAUUGAUAUUGUAAGGAGAAAUUCUGCCUUGGUCACUCAUGGGAGUUAAAGGGCUGGUUUUUAACUUAAAUUUAAGUUUGGCAGCCAAAUCCUGAGAAGAAAUGCUAGUCAGGUAUUCCAGACGCCAUCUUGACAACUGAUGUUUUCAUUAGUUGUUAAAACGGCUGCUCAAAUACUUGGUCACUUCUUACUGGGAGAUAAGUUUGGUAUUGAAUUGUACAUAUGUUAAUGUGUGGUUGGUAGUCAGUGGUCAAUUUUGAACACACUACACAUAAUUUGACUCUAUUUAACAAAUAGAUUCCAAGUUGCCGAGCAUCUGUUCAGUAAUAAAUCCCUGUGGGGAUUAAGAGUGACGAUUUGAAAAAAGAUAAAUGUAAGAACAAAAAAGUGGCACUGAUGUUCUUACCACAUUUUGAUGUCCUCUGUGAUCUAUUACUGAACAGAUGCACAGUAACUUGGAAUCUAUUUGUUUUAUAUAAUAAAGAAUUAAAAAAGGUUUUAAUGAUGACGUCAUCUAUACGUCUGUCCUCCAAUAGGUCAUAAGUGAGAACCAAUCAGAAUGCAUGUAUAACUGAGCUUAUUAUAUAAAAUAUAAUAGCAAUUAUUGUGUUGAGAAUAAGAAGCCAAUUAAUUUGUAUUUGACAAAAAUGCGAACACCAUGUGUCAUUUGUUAGGUGUGUUCUGUGACUUUGCUAUAUGACUGUACACUGGAAGUUAAAAAAUGACUAAUUGUAAUUGCCAUAGGAAGGAAAAAACAGAGCAUACGGAAAGAACUACUAGAGAUGUUGGUUAUGCAAGACUUGAAUUUUACUUUACUACAGUAGUAUUAUAUAAUUAACAAAGAUAAUUGAGAAGGUUGAUUAUCAAAGUCAGUAAUUGAGGAUAAUCACAACUGUGUGUAAUGUCAAGAGCUCAGUGAGGGUGCACAUGCAAUCUUUUGACUUCUGUUCAUAUAUUGGAAGUUCAAGUCCAAAAACCUAACAAUUCUCAUAAUUACAUUAGAAAUCUAGCAUGCUUCAUAAUCAUUAUCAUUAACCCUUUAACUCCCAGAUCAAAUUUGUAAUUCUCCUUACUGUCAACCAUACAAUUCUUAUAAUGUUAGUUGAGAGAAUUUAAUAUUGGAUCAACUAAUUAUCCCAAAUUGAUAUUUUUCUUUAUUCUCAUCACUUAUCUGGUUUAUAUUGUAUUGAAAUUGUAAGGAGAAAUUCUGUCUUGGUCACUCAUGGGAGUUGAAGGGUUAACAUGCUUUGAACUAUGAUAAUAUUGACUACCCUCUUCAUGCUUCAAUUUAGAAUCCUGAUAUAGUUUCUCAGUGUGUGGCUGCAUUAAAAGUUCUACGAUUGACUACUCAAACCUCCUUGCGUAAAGAAGAAUUGUGUUGGCUGGUCUUCAAUGGUAAGCAGAAAUUUUCUGUUCUUGCUAGCGGUGGCUUAACAUUGCCACAUAGUAUUACUUACAUGUAAGUUACAUUAUUAUAAGCUCUAGCAAAUUUCCCCUCUGAUUGCAAUGUAUGGUUCGCUUUUUCCACAUGUUACAGCACAGAAUUGUGAAAAUUAUUUUGCUAAAGCUUGAUUGUUAUGUGAGUUGAAAUGUACUUGUACAGUGAUGGCAUAAGUUUAGCAAUACACUAGAUUUUUCAUGUCUUUCUAAAUGGAAAAAAGACAAAAUCUUAAAAAAUGAUCAAUUUGUGGCUUGGUAACUAAAUUUAAGAGCAAAUUGAACAGUAGAUUGCUGUUGUUUCUUUAAAUUUCUCAACAUUGAUAUGACUGUGGAUUUAUUCUUUUUUAUCAGGUACUGUGCAUAUUUACUCCAUCUGCAGACAUCUAAUGGCUUGUGGACACAGCAGCAAGGUUAGAAAUCAACCACAACUACACAUAAAAUUGUAAUAAACAGAAAUAUCAACUGAGUCCCAAAUUUAUUUUGGAAUUGCAUCAAUUUGGUUUAAUAUUUUUUUGUUGGUUUAAUGACACUUUGUUUUACAUGUAACCAAUACAAACUCUUUCAUGGCCACAUUGUCUGAUAGUUUGCUGUUGAUGAUAGCAGCUCAAUAUUAUCAACAGAUGUGUGAAUGUAAUGAUGAUUAUGAUUGUGAGGAAUCAUUUUUUUAAAUUUUACAUGAACAUGGCUGGACUGCUGAACUUUGGAACUUGUUACCAUCUAGUGUAAAAGCAAUCUACUCUUUUUCCUCUUUAAGGUCCAGCCUAAAAAAUAGUUAUCUCUCAAAAUGAGAAACUUAUAACCCUCCUGGCUACUGAUAUAUGUUUAUAUGUAGUACUGUAGUUUCUCAGUUAUAAGGCACAUGGUUUUUUCAAGAAAAUUCUGUCUUCAGGUGGAAAGUUAGUGCUGAAAUUGGGGUGUGUCUUUUAGAAAAAAAAUGCUGUUCUACAUGUGAGCUACUGUUGGGUCAUUAAAUUCUAAAAGAUUUGUAAGGGUGAUGGAAGGUUUAAAUUUGUCAUGACAAACUGUAUCACUUUACCAUCAAGUGGUUUGAAUCCAUUUUUUUCUUUUUGAAGGCUCUAGAGUUCCUUCUCUGGGCUUGCAUGUGCUUGGAAUCAUCUGUUCCUCUCCUCACUGUCAAAUACUUAACAUGGCGUAGCACCCUGUACACUGCUGUCUGCCAGUGUUACUUUGAUCUCAAAGUACCCAUGCACGCAGAAGCAUUUGCUAAAAGAGGCUUGGGCAAGGUGAAUGAACUGCAGGAAAUUGAAAAGAUGAGUACAUCAGAGGCCACUCCAGAGAGUGAAGCAGCAUUUCGACAAGCCAAGACAAAGAUGCAAGUCAUGAUAUUCAAGAGGGUGGUGUUUGAGACUCGUAAAAGACCAAAAGGUCUUUUGCGUCCAAAGACAAAACCUAACCUCAAGGAUUUUGCUCAUGUAAGUAAUCUUAUUACGGGGAUACUUUGGUAGGUACAUGUUCAGCUGCAUUAGUGCGUACAUGUUCAUACGUAUGUUUGUAUGUAUUCUAUGUAUGUAACUAUGUGAAGUGAGAUAAUUUAGUUAUCAACUGAGUUGAAAACAUAAAUUGGCCAUAGUAAAGAGUUUCAAAGCUGACGUUUCGAGUGUUAGCCCUUCGUUAGAGCGAAUGAAGGAGUUGUGGUUUGUGUGCGUGUUAUCAAGCAGAAAAUGGAGCUACGCUAUCAGUGGGAACAUGGUACAGAGAAAAACAAAAAUAAAUUUAUUGAACGAAAAGCUUUUGUUGAUACUGUGGGGAUUAAGAGUGACGAUUUGAAAAAUGAUAAAUUUUGUUUUAGAGUUUUGCGGCUUUGCUAACUGCCCAGAUGUAGGGACUAGCUAACCUUUCAAUCCAAUAUUUUAUACAUCUUUAAUUACCUUGUUGAACUCACGAUUUAAUUAUCCUGUAAUGAGACAAACAAACCUUUUCUCUUUUCCUCUCCAGCAUGCAUGGCCACGGACUCCAACUGAACGUCUCAUGACAGACCUUCAAGGCACGGCUGCCAAAUUUUUGGCCAUAUUAGAGGCCCUCAGUGAGACAUACAGACGUACACUUCACUGCGAAGCACCAACUCCUGACGCAGAAGACACAGCCAUAGAUGUGUGUGCUGAGCUGUUCUUUGCAGGAAUGGAGAUAAUUGCUGGCGGUGGAGGAAUAAAACAGGCAUUGAAACAUGACGGAGUAAUUCAUCCUUCUGUGUGGGAGCUGCAGAACACCUCUAUCAUGGAGCUUGUGGCCAAAGGUAAACGUGAAAUUUUGUGCAUCUUUUCCUCCUCAACUUUCUUGUUCUCUUCUGCUUACCUGUUUUCUGCCCUUUGGUUCAACUCUCAUCAUCUUGUCAGCUUCUCAUCUUCUUUUUAUAAUUUUCAUUUCCAUCGUGAUCAUGAUCAUCAGUCAUCACCUGUGUACAGUUGGAGGUUGUGGUUAAACCCAAUAAUAUCAUUUCAUUCGUUUUCAUGGUCAUGUUUAAUAUUAAAUUAAUUGUAAUUUAAUCUGUACUUUUGUUGUCAUCUUCUCCCCCCUCUCCAGCUCUUGUCAGUUCUUUUGUGCCUCCUUUUCCUCCUUAUUUUCUCACUCUCACUUGUAACCCUUCCCCCUUCUUUCACCAGUCCUUCUCUUCUUUCCUCCACUGUUCUUCAUUGUUCCUCUUUACCAAUGCUUUCCCUUCCCUCAUAUCCUUGAAUCCUUCCCUCAUCACUCCUCGUCAUCACCUCUCUCACCUUGUUCACAAAUGCGCCAUUAACAAUUCUCUACACAUACAGAAACAGUUAUUUAUGAGUUUCAGACUCACUUCUUUUCAAAGGGUGAAUCGUAACAAAGCAAAAAAACCUUCACUAUCUCGUUUUCUCUUCCAGGUGAGAAUGGUGUACCCCUCCCUGCUCUGGUCAAAUUUGUCAAGCAUGCAUUCAGUUAUGAACACUGGGAACCAUUUGGACAGCUGAUUGAGCCAACCCUUCAGCUUCUACAAGAGCAGAGUGAUAUUAACAGUUUGGUGGAUAUCAAAACACUGCAGCUCAUGCUGGCGCUGGAGCCGUUUUACAAUACUGUUAAAAAAACAAAGAAAACACCUGCACAAGCAGACGAGGGUGAAACAGGGCCCCAUGCGCAUGGUAAGUGUGUGAAGAAAUAUUUGAUGUUUUUACCGCAAUUGGUAGUAAUGUUACAAUCUGAGUGACCAAUUUGCCGUUGUUAAGACAACGCUGCACUGGUCAACGUGUCACGCAAUGGUCAGGCGCUGAAAGAAUCGUUUUAUCUGACGUCAAUAUUGUGGUAAAAAGCAAAUCGACAGUGGUUUAGUGUGGUCUGUACUCUUAUCAAAAACGACAUGCGUCAUCACAGGGGUUAAAAUUUGAUACGGACAGAACAUCAUUUUGUGAUGCGGUCCGCAACAUUUCGUGUCAAUCUAUACUAUAUUAUUACUAUAAGUACUAUCUUCUCCCAUUAUGUUUUAUUUAUUUUAUGCAUCUCCAGAUAAGUUGUAAGAUCCUAAAUAUUCCAUAAUUAUUACCUCAGAACGUUGAUACUUGAUACAUGUUCAUGUACUUAUCCAUCCCCAAGAUAAGAGAGUCAUCCCUUGAAGAUGAGCUUUACUCUUGUGAAAUAGUGGUAAUAUAACUAUAUAACCUCAAAAUUCAUGACUGAUUGGCAUGACAAUCCAAUGAAAUUUUCCUUUGCCCUUUUUAAUUUAGUCAACAUGCUUCUUUCUGCAGGGUUUGCAUAUUUUUCUUUUCAAUAGUAAGACAUUGGUAACACUUAGCAACAAAUUGUACAAGUCUUGAGCAUCAUACUCCUCUGAUAAAUGAAUUGCAAUGUUCUACCAAAAGAUCUUGAACUUUUGCUGUUUUGCAGGGAGAACUGGAAGUCCGCUUGAGGAACUAACGCAUUUAGCGGAUGUUAUUCAGUCAUGCUCUGAGGAGCCUUUUAAGGUAAAUCACAUUGUAGUUAGUUAAGGCUUUUUCAGGGGGAAAUCGUGUUUUGAAACCGGGCUUAGUUUUCCAAGGGGCCGGUAACGCUAUCCAAUUGAAUAAAUCGCUAUCCAGCAGAGAAUAUUACACAAAACGUACUGCGCUAUCUACAGGAUAGAGACUUACAGUAUCUUAUGGACAGCAUCCUUCAUCUUUCUUUCUGAGAUGCAUUGGUUUUGCUUUGCUUCCAACAGUACUUGAUCUUUAAAGGAGAUUAAGGGAGAUGAUCACCAAUUAUUAAGAAGCUCUUGAUUGUUAAACAAAUUCUCCCUGUCAGCACCUCAGGAUUUGUGUAGUGAACAGCAUGGAGAAUAUGCAUACUGAUGUCAGGGUGUAGAGGGUUUAGUUUUGGUUUUGCUAAAACCUUGCCCCACCUCACAGAGAACGCCUUGGUAGACGUAGCCAUGUACAAAGUUUUCGAAGUAAUCACAAUGUCCAGUCAUGUACACUAUGUGUUUUACUUUUUCUGUUUUCUUUUUCAGUCUGCCAUCCUGAUGAAAGACAUUGAUAUGAUGGUGGAUGCUUCUCUAUUCCUUUGGUCAAAAUGCAAGCCUCAUUUCCAGAGAAUCAUGUCUUCGUCUCUGGAGAACUGCAAACAGCUGUUAAAUGAUGUAUUUUUCAAUCGUGUAAGUAUGACAUUUGUUUAUUUGCUUGAACAGUGUAUGACGUAACAGGGUAAUUCAGUAUUAUUAACUGAGUUGAUAACGUAAAUUGGCAACCGUAAAGACGUUUCCAGCGUAAGCCCUUCGUUAGAAUGAACGACGAAGGGCUGACGCUCGAAACGUCAGCUUUAGAUCUUUUAUGGUGACCAAUUUACGUUACCAACUCAGUUGACAAUACUAAAUUACCCUGUUAUACUCUCCCACCGACACAGUACCACAGUUUCUUUAGAAAAUGUACGUGUUUCGCUUUCAAUUUUUAAUGUACGUAUUUUGAUAUCAAUUUGUCAACGAACUUUGGUUUCUAGUCAUUCAUUUUCAGUAUCUUCAUUCUUUUCCAGUGGCUAUACAUUCUGACAGUGGCACACACAGCUCUCUCCUGGAGUAAUGCUGCACUUUUUGAUCCCAUUCUCAGCGCUGAAGUAACACUGAAGUUUUCUCUGUUGUUGGAAUGUAAAGCAGGUACCACUGACAACUCCAGGAUCGGCAGCACAGAUAUCUUGGAGACACCAACAAUUCCUGUAUCCCCAGAGACGGUGGAUAAUAAACAGGUGAGAUACUAACCGUUCAACCCCCAAAAGUGACCAGCAUGUAAUUUCACCCUACAAUAUCAUCCCCUGAAUCAAACAUGAAGGUCAUGAGAGUAAAGAAAAUGAUCAUUCACUAAAUAAGCUCGUGAUUGUUAAACAAAUUCUUUUUGUCAGCACCUACGGAAAUGUAUAGAGAACAGUGUGGAGAAUAUGCAUACUGAUACUUGGGUGAAAAGAAUCAACAGCAGAAGAAAAACCAUGUUAAUGAAACUUAAAGGAUGGAGAUAUCAUCUCACAUCUUCAUGAACAGGGGGGGGGGGUGGGAGACGUGGUAAAAGAAAUAGAAAUUGAGAACGAUGUACAUGUAAUAGCAGAGAAAAUAGAAAUGACGUGGCCAAGACACUCCUAAAACGUUGUAUGACUUGAAGAUGAUCUGCGGGAAACUGUGGAGAUCUAAACUUAACCGAUGUGAGUUGACCCUGAUAACCUUGAUUGCGAAUAAGAAAACAAAUCAAACCCGAAACUUAUACCAAUGAUCCCCAGAAGAACAAAAUUUUGUGGUAAAAUAUAACAGAAUAUACAAGGUAAAUUUUGGAGCCGAACAAAAGUGAUAAAGUGCCAAAACUAAGGGGGAAAAAUCCAUCACUUGCCAAACCAGACUGUAAGCGAGAGUGAAGGAAGUAUAUUCAGCUUGGAGUGUGGCCGCAACAUUUCGUUUUUUUUUUUUUUUUUUUUUUUCACAUUUGACUAUGCAGGAGAAAGCUGAAGGAGAGUCAUCAGAAAAACCUGCCAUGGGUCCUGGGUCUUUGAGGAGUCUUUUUACAGACGUCAGUCAACAAAUGAUAGUGGCCAUGGGUGGGGUGUCUGUGGGUGUAAGAGAGGUGCUCAAUAAGGUACUGGGCAUCCUGGACCAGGGACUCAGGGAUAUCACCAAGGCACGUGAUACAGUUAUUGAUACAAGAAAGAGGAACAUUGCUGAUAUCAGUUGGAUCAAGGUAAGGAAGCAAUCAGUAUUUAGGUCUUAGUUCUAAGUUAGUGAGUUAGUUAAUGAGCUGUCAGUGGGCUUGGAUCAGGAGCCUGGGCUUGAAGCUUUACCAGGUCAUUGUGUUGUGUUCUUGGACAAGAUACUUUACUCUCGCACUGCCUCUUUCCAGCCAGGAGUAUACAUGGGUACUGGAAAAUUGCCAAGGAAUCCUGUCGAUAUACAGGGGUGGUAACUUGCGAUGGACCAAGGGGGGUUGACAAACUCUAAUUCACGUUAUGCCGCAGAAACCGGGAAUGAAUAUUGGUUGUUUUGGUCCACUUGCCCUCAAGGCUUAACCCUCUGAGUUAUUGUUCAGAAAACAGCAGAUUUAAUAGAAAACAUGAAUUAGGUUACGCCUCAAUAAAGUCUGAGUAACGCCCACUGUCUGACUAACUGACAUACUGGCUGGCUUGCUGACUUACUACUGUAACUGAGCAAAACAAACCUAAAAAUUUGUAUUUUUAAAACAGGCAUAUUUCCCGUUUGUUUGUUUUCAUCUUUCCUUCAGCCUUCAAGAGUAAGCAAACCCAAAACGGAAGAUGGUGACACAGAACAUCAGGAUUCUAACUUGCUUGAGCGGAUGAUAGAAACUUUGCACAUGGAGUUGCUGUUUGUUCGACAUAGAGUUGCUGUAAAGCUUGUCAACUUGGGGCAAGGUGAAGCAAUAAGUAUUCAAUAUCUUUUCAUGAAGGCUUCAAAAUUGGAAGAGAUUUUCGUGUACAUUGGAAAAUAAAAUCUUUCCAGAUUGAUGCAUGACAAUCAAACCGCUGAAUGUUUCUCGUUUUCUUGUACAGAACCCUGUGAACCAAAGAGAUCAGCCAAAAAACAGAAGGUAAUUGAAAGCAUAAUAUUUAAAAUUAUUACGUGAUCAAACCAAAGUGGCUGUGAGCCACUGAACUCGGAAAAUAAAGGGGUUGGAUGCUAGGCCACUGAACUGACUCCAAUUCUCAACUAUCAGUUGAGCCCCACGCAAGGAGACUUACGUAAAAGUUAACAGGAAUAGAAGGAAGGAAGAAAGGAUUGAUUCAGUGUCGGCGUGAUGGAUGAAAGGAGUGAAUUUGGGUCGUUACAACAACUCGAAAAUGGCUUUCAGCCAUUGUCCGAGUUGAAGAUGAUGAUGCUGGUAAAAUCAAACAGUCAUCCCUAAAUUUUCGUAUCUUAACCUACAGGAGAAACCAAAGACUAGCGCAGGUUCCUUGCAGUUUAGUAAUGCAGAGAAUGAAUUGCUAUCUGAGUGCAACCGGAACCCGCUGUCCAAAGCUCUGCUGCGCAUGCACAUGGCGGGACAGGCUGUUACGUCACAGAGUCAUGUGGGAACUGAAAGACAAACGCAGCUUCUCAAGGUAUGAUGUUUCAAGUAAUCUGUCACAGUUUUGCGUAGGAGCCCUCAGCAAGUUGUUGUAUUGUGCUCCUAGGCGAGACACUGUACACCCAUAUUGUCUCUCUUCCCCCGGAGAUGUAACUGUGUACCAGCUAACUGUCAGGUAGAUUUGACACAAAGUCAAGGGAGGUAACCCUGUGACGAACUAGCAUCUUGCCCAGGGGGGACUAGAAUUGUAGCUUUGUGGUAUGAGAACCUGGAUUAGUUCUGGUGAUAUGGGACUCGAGGCGAGACUGUAACUUAUUUCUUUGGCACGCGUCCACCUUCAUUUUAGGAGAGCCAAGAGCUGAUUGUUAAGUGUCAGCAGCAGGAAAGGAAAAUAUCCAGUUGGAACAGACAAACAGACGACACCAGUGACGACAUUCUUCCCUCUGAUGUCCCCCCGGCCCCUCUCCUUGUAUACCGCAGCUCUGCUGUGUUGGUGUUCAAACCAGCUCCCUUCGAGCCAAAAACAGGAGAAAAGGUAUAUUGGCACUAACUGACUUCAGAUUUCUCCUUGCAAUAUAUUACUCGUUACAUGCAAAGGUUCACAGUUGCUCAAAACUUAGCCUCCAAAGCAGGCACAAUUUUGGCGAGCGAGUGUUUAGUGUUUUCUUGAGGAAAACUUUAAUAGCCAUCUUUAUUUAUUACAGCAGUGGAAGUGGAGAAGAGAAAGAAAUUUUUAUCAAGGGGGUUAACGACGGUCAAAAGAAAAUAGAGGGGAGGGGCAGGGGUCACAGAAAUUACUCCAACCUUUUCCUGCACCCCCCCUCCCCCCACCCCCUUCCCCUCACCGUCCACACUAAAUCAAACAUGGUAGAUAGGAUAAACAAUCACGAUCUUGUAACGUCAUAAUAAGACGCCUGCACUGCAGGCUAUUCAAAUCUCAAAUGACUUGUCUCAAGCCUCAGAAAUUACAAAGAGUGGGACUAGUUUAGCUUGUAAAACACCCCUCGUGUUUUUUCAGUUUAGCGGACGCGAACGUAAGGGUAGCGCGAAGUAGGCGCGAAUGGCGUUUUUUCGCUCCAGAGAGGUAGUUGUUCUGUCUCGCUUGCGGCGCGCUCUCGUAUUCUUGCUCGAAAAACGCCAAAAAUAGCGUGUAUUCUGAAGACAAGACUAGUUUUCAGAAUCUUUACGGUACAAGUACUAAACUUUAAAUUUACAAUGCCCAGAAACGAUCUCGUGUAUUAUGGUAUAAUUCUGACAUGUUUUUCUGUAUUUUAGGUGGCAUGGUAUCGACUCUUUGCAAGGUCGGCCAGCGGUAAUAAUGUUAAAGUCAGGCUCAAUGAUUAUCAGCUACCGGGGACUGGUGAAGAGGUAUUCUUUGAGUUUCUAAGAUAUCACUGUUGUUGUAUUACACAUGUGAAAUGAGAGGAUGUUGUUUAUGGAAGUAAUCACUGGUGUAGUGAUAGCACACUGUGUAAAUCCCAGAAACUAAGUGAUGUUAUCGGUUAGUCAUAUUAAAAGGAUUUAUGACCACAAGAAAUCUGUAAGGGCACCAAACAAAAACAAGUCAACUGCUUGAUGUGCAGAAAACUGAAAUGGUAAUCCAAUGUUUUUUUUCAAACGCCUCUCACUUGAAAUUUGUUUAAUUUUACUCAAACAUAACAACAAACCGCAGUUGUUCAAAGGAAUGACAACACCAUCCAAUGAUUAAAUCUCUAUGCGGUGGAUGGUGAAUACGUUUUCGUAAUUCCGAUCUGCGGGAUGUUGAUUUAUCCCUUGGAUAGCGUUAUCCGCAACUUUGAACAACUGGGGCCCAGUAAUUUUUCAAAUUGCUGCCACUUUUAGAUCCCAGCCACCGCUGACAUCAAGUUUUUUGUGCGUGGGCUUAAAGCAGAUGAGAAGUACAUGGCAGCAGUAGCAGCUUACAAUGAACAUGGUAAACUGAUCGGUGGAAGUGUUGGCUUAACAUGUCGACCUGUUCUUGCUGCUCAUCCAUUACCUACCCUCAUGGCGUGGGGGUAUUUAGCUCAGGUACGUGACAAGCUUCGGCGUGACAGUUAGAUCAUAUGGUAGGAAUACAGCGUGACGUACUGACAGAAUGAACAAGGAGAACUGCGUGACAAUAUACAGCGUGACAGGGAGAGCUGGGUGGCAUUGUACAGCGUGACAGGGGAUAGCCCAAGGCUAGAAAAAGUAUUCUUUGAAUUGAGGUGCUCUUUCAAUGAAAGUAACAGAUAAAGGUUAUAGAAACCCUGUUUCAUGUCGAAAUCAUAGUUCGUGUUUUUUAAAUGGGGUAGCCCUCGAUUAAAGGUGCGGCGAAAAAGAGGUUACACUGUGUCUCUAUCGCUAUACUUCAUGUACCACACACAAAGCCUGACAUGGAUGUCUCAAGACGUCAUUUGAAAUGAUACCCUGAAGGCGUAUUUCCUGUGUGAAGUUUUGAAUGCGUUGUUAUCUUGGCUUUGUAAUGCGAUGUGAUUUCCUUUCAUUUACAGCUCUCUUUUGCCUCGGGCGUGUUAUCAGUAGCUAAAUCUGCUGCGUCCGUUUUGUGGAAUCACUUUGUAAAGGAGCGUGAAAUCUAUGAAGAGAAUACCAAUAUCCAAACUGCCAGUUCCGAUUUGUGCAUCUCUCUACAAAGGUUGGUACUAACGUUGAACAAUUCACGUUUUAUUUACUUUUUAAAAUUAUUAAUAUAUACUUACAAGAGCCCUCUAUCCUUUAACUCUCAUGAGUGACCAAGACAGAAAUUCUCCCCACAAUAACGAUACAAUAUCAAGCAGACAAGUGAUGAGAAAAAAGAAAAAUAUAAGCGAAGGGUCAUUAUUUGAUCCAAUAACAAAUUCUCUGAACUAACAUUAUAAGAACUCUAUGGCAGACAGUAAGGAGAAUUACGUAUGAGAUCCAAGGAUUAAAAGAGUUAAUGGGCUCAGAGGUACUGAAUACAUCGAUAAGUAAGUGAAGUUAUUUAAUUUACUGUUUUGUAUUAUUUGGCAGAGUCGACGAGGACAGAUUGCGCGAAUGUUCACCUGUAUUGGCGAGACUCUUUCUCCAGAGUAUCUUCAUAUCCGUGGACAUUAGGAUCAGGGAGGGGCAUCUGUUCUGUGACUGUCUGUGUGAUAGUGGACCACUUUACAAUGGGCAGGUAAUUGUUUUGCGUUUAUUUUAUCAGAGAUUUCAAGUAUUUCUAAUUACCAAGGGUUUUAAGGCAAUUUGGCAGUCUUGCAUUGCACAUCCUUCCUGUAUCCCAAAAUAUUCACACUUGAUUUCACAAUAAAGGGGAUAAGUUUCUAAAGAAACUAACGCGUGUUAUUUAGUGUUAUUGAAAAUAAAUGGCGGCUUAUUCUCGUCGGAUCGUCGUAAAAAUGCUCACCAGAGUCGGAGCUCAAAUCGUCGUUUUCUCGCAAACGAGUGCGGUGACGUGUUAUUUGUGUCUCGUUCGUAGAAAUGAAUUUCUUUCCGUAAAAUGAAUAUAAAUAAAUUUUCAGAGUUGGAAAAGGAACGAUUUUAGGAAACGCCAACUCAUCAUGUACUCGAAAGUAUAACUGUUAUGUUAUUAUAGGAAUUGUAUGGGUCUCUACAAUAUACUGCUUCUGCUUCCAAAGGAGCUCAGGAACCCUCUCCCCCCUCCCUUUUUAUGGGUGAUUUUCUUCAGGAAUGACCUGUGUCAAGCUGCUGCUUAUUAUAUCAUAUCUCUUUAUGCAGGUUGCUCGCCUUGAAGAAUGUGAGCGUCUUCUUCUUGCAAUUCAAGUUUCCGGCUGGCUGAAUGACACUGCGCUUUGUUUACAAGCUGUUGUUCAGUGUUAUGGACUACUAGCCCCUUUAAUUCACCAAAAGAUUCCUGCUAAACCAGUUGUACAGGUUUGUGGAACAUUGUUUCUGUCUUAACUGAGAAAUGCAAGCUGUUAAAUCGAAGAUGUGGCCUGGAGCGCAUUUUUUCAGACCCUGCAUACGCUUUUUUAUGAAUACAACAUUAGUGGAAAUUGAUAAAUAUACGGUUUGUAUUUUUUUCAGGUUCUCCUCCGGUGUCAUGCUGUACUCCAAGAGGUCCCUUCACUGACGCGUCAUAGAAAGUCCUCGUCUACUUCUGACAGUUUGUCACACAUGAUCGCCACAAUGACUUAUUAUAUAGCCAAGGUAAUGAAGUAUAUUUUGUUCUUCAAGGAAAACACCACACAGGUAAGGAUAAGCUAAGCGGCAAGAAGUAUGGCGGAGGGUGGCAAAGAUUUUGACGGAUUGCAAAUUGAGAAAAUUAAAAACUUAAGGGUAAACCUUGAUCAGGCUCCCUUGAUUUUUAUUUCAAUUAAGUUUGAGAUGUCAGGCGUUUGGGAUGACGAAAUCUCGUGUGUUGCCGUUUAACAAUACCGCUUAUGCAUAUUGACACGUAACACGCCCUUGACACGCGUGCAAUUCCCAUACAUUACACGCGCCAAACACGCAUAUUGCACGUCUCUACACGAAUUUGCGUGUAGACCAUAGAACGCUUGUAAUUUUGCUACUUCACGUGUGUCAAUACACGCACUAGCGUGUUUUAUUUUCAUGAAUUACACGCGUUUGACGCGCGUAUACGUGCGGCAAUAAAUGUGAGUGGUAUUGUAUCUUUUGCAUCAGUGCAGGAAAUAUCCAUGGUUCUUUGGUGCUUGUGAUUCUUUUCAUGUUUUUUCGUGUUUAAACUCACAAUGACUUGAGGGCUCCUGUGUGACAUUUCAGAUAUUACAAAUGUGGAACGAGCAGGGAGUAGCUGGGGCCAUUAUUGAACUCGGCAAGAAAAUGCUUAAUAUCGAAACUGCCCCUGAUAGUGCUGGUACCAUGACAACCAUGCAAGCUGCUGCUGCAAUGGCAACCGCCACUCUGGGAGGACCACCACCGAGUAAAACCACCAAAAAGAAGCCUGGGGCGACUAAAAAGCCCAAAGGUGGAGGAGGCAAGGGACUGGGAAAACUUGAGAAGGAAGCCGCUGCCUUCACUGCUGACGCACAGAAUGAGGAGCUGAAGGCCUUGGAAGCCUACAUCUUAAAACUUAGUCAACAAGGUAAGCAUAGCACCGAAUCAGUUCCAUUUUUCCUCUUAAUUCUGAAAGCUAAUAGAAGAAUGAUCAAGCGAAUCAAUUUGUCGCGAAACUGCCAAGUACAAACAGAUGAAGUUUCUUACUUGCGCUUAUUAAAACCAAAUUGUACUCAAAAUCAUGUUAUUACCUAUACCAAAAUCAAUUUCCAUAUUAUUUCUGUGGAUUUAUAUUUACAGCUUUGAACCGUGAUGACGAGGAACUAACCGGCUCGGAAGAUCCAUCUGUCCUUCACUCAGUUGUUGCCAAUCUCCCCGCUCAACAAGCGUACAAAGAAGGUAAGUGAAGGGAGGGGCGCUAACGGAAACAUUUACAAGUUGAAGGCAUUUUUUGAUCCCCUCUGGCAAAAUAUUAGCCUCAGCCUUAUUUUAGCGCUGUGAAAUGAGAUGCAGUAAAAGAGCCAUAGUUUUCAAGACUGUCCUUCAGGGAUAAGAUCGAUAUUAAGUCCAAAAUCACAUGAACUCCUGAUCCAGUCCUAUAGUCGGACGAAAGACAAAUUUCGAGUAAUGAAUGACCGAAGACGAACUAAAAUAUUUCUUCAAUACCUUCCGCUAUCAACUUCCACGAACUUCACUUGAUAUUAACUUACAUUUAUUAUUGACUUCCACCUUUGGUGUCAAGACCUUUUUAUCACAGACAUCACACGUUAAAUCUGCUUUUCCACAGACUUUGAAGCUGCAUGAGCUAUCUGUUUGCUUUAUGUCUGACUGUAGAAUUGUCCAUCUUUUUAAGACUGGGAUGUUGAUUGGUACCUUGGUCUCGAUGAAUCCGUCUCAGCUGAAUGUUCAGAAGAAACUCUCUCUGAAGCAUCCUUUGUCUCUUCUGCUAUUGACUGACCGAGUGAGGGUUACACUCCUUAACCUCUCACAAUCUUUCUUGAAUGAUCUAUUCUUAGAGCGGAUCACCCGUUUUAUGGAAUCCUUUUGGGUGAAACCGCGCUUUGCAUGACUUGUGUAGUACUGAAUGUUUAUCUGUGGCUUUCUAUGGGGAUACAAUAAGUGCAACAUGUAGUGAAUGCUUUUGUUCUCCCAAUCUUGUCUUUGAGUCUGCGCAUUGCAUGCCAUUCCAUCCUCAACUGAACAGACCUUUGAUACAAAAUUAUCUUUCCUCUCCUUCGCUUCCUUCCUUGAGAUGCCAUGCAAUUCUCCUUAACUUUUGUACAUAUUUCUUUCAAUGCCAGUUCUGAGAAUUGAGCAUUACAUCAGAUGAUAAACCCCUCUCCAUAUCAAAGAGUGAUUUCAGAAUUUUAAUCUUUCCUUGUAUUCUUUAAUCUUUUUGUUUUGCUAAUAAUUUACAGUGUAAUUAUGUUUUCUGCCCGUCAGGCUCUUUUACGUCGAGACUGUCAAGGUCACCUUUUUAAAUUUAAAUGCCAAGAUAUCUUCAGUGUGAUCUUUCUGUUCUCUACAUUUAAUUUUGUAAUCACAAUCUCUCACAAUGUUCCUAACUGUUCAUUUGUGUUAUAAUGAAUAACGAAUAAAGCACAAGAUAACUUACAUUCUUGCUCUCUCCUCUUCUUUGCAUUUCCUUUUUGUCUAAUUAUGUUCCUGUUUUUGGCUGAUGUGUUUGUUUUCAAGCUUUAACAGUGUUACACUGUGAAUCUUUCUAGAGAAAAAAUAAAUCUGAUCUGUAAGCUUGGAAAUACUUUCUCUGCCCUUUAAAAAGGCAUCUUAAAUGAAAAAAGAUAAUUCUUCUUCACUUCCCAUUUACUUCAGAAACUUUUAACUUGAAUGAAGGGUCUUCAUCCAUCGUCUGUUCUUUCCUCGCCUUUUUCAAAGUGUUAUAUGGAUUGCAUUUUCUUGAAAUGGUCUUUUUCUGCUUCUUCUAACGAACUGAAGCCCCCCUUCAAAUGUGGCACGAACCUACCCCAUAUAAUUCGUGUUCUCGUUUGUGUUCUCGUUGGAGCGUGUACUGGUUUUAGAAAUGGACCAUCAACAUGCUUAUCGUCGAAUACAUAUUUACCCUUCCCUCCCUGCAGUACUCAAAUUUAAGAGGAGGACUCGCUUCCUGGGCUUUUAUGUCCAGGUGUUGGCUAAAGCUCUUCAAGAGGGUCUGACAGAAACAGCUCUAGAUUGGACCAAUGAUACCAUGACGUGGAUCGUGAGGUGAGCAAGUGGUGACAUCUGGUAACAGAUGAAAUCACUUUAAACAGUGCUAGUGGAAGGGUCAUGUUGAUUUUGUCACGUGGGUAGAAGCAAAAGAUUGUGCUUUACACAGCCGUAACAAUAUUUAAAAUGCGUUUAUUUUUAUUUUGGGUCGUUUUCAAUUGUCACUUUUUUUAAUGAAAAUGUGACCUUUAACUUGGUAUGAGAGAGUAGAAAAACGUCAAGGAGCCUAAAAUUAACCUAAAAGGAACAAAGUAAUUUAGUAUUAUCAACCGAGUCGAUAAAAGACGAUGAGGAUUGACCUGGAUUGCAGUGGGCAAUCCCUAGAAAUGUAGGAUACCAAGCCUAUAAACAGGCUCUGGUUGGAAGGGCUGAAGAAGAACUAUAUUCAAGUGAAGCGGCGCGUUAUAUAAAGCGUUUGCGAUGUAACGUCCUUCUAUCUCUUUGUAGGAGAAAUGAAAUGCUGUUGGCAAACAAACCCACCAUAGUUCGUCAAGCGGCUGCUACAGCUGGACCAGAAGAAGAAAAAAUUAAGAAAUUUGCGACUGCUAUUGUUGAAUUUAGUAAGGUAAAGAGUGACUAGCGUCUACUUUCUUCUUUCAGCAGCACUCUUGAAUCAGACAUAAAGGGUCGAGAGAGGAAAAGAGUUUUUUAUUGUAAACAAAUUCUCAUUUCAGUGCCAUGGUAUUAUCUUUGUUUGUUCUUAUGUUUGAGUGUUUUUUUUUAUAUGGUUCAUAUUCAGCCCCCCACGAGAAGUCCACAAAAAACUCGACAGGGCGAGACUAAAAAUGAGGAUAAAGAGGAAACAGAGAUUGUUGUGCGCAACAAGCAAGAGACUGCGUCCAGACCCCCGCAGUCACAGAAAAAGUCUGUAGUGCCCAGUACCGUAUCGAGAAAGGUAUGUAUCAUUCACGUUUGCGCAAAGCGUAGGGAAACGUGAGUGACCGAGUCCUGAGUGGUUUGACAUUUGAUUGAUUGAUAGGGUGGCGCGAGUUUUCUAGACCAAUUACUGAGCGAGGUAGAGCUAAAGUGAUGUAAUCUUGGAUUGCUUUCGACACUCCUUGUAAAUUUCUCUAAUUACGUAACUAUUCCACGUAACUACGAAAGCUCCAAAAUAGCUGCUUUAAAAAUUUCUUACAAGUGUGUUAAAUUGUGCCGGAAUAUGUCUUUGUUUGAUCUUCUUUUGAUUAAAUAGCUUGACCAAUUUAAAAGAGUUCCGUGGAAUAAAUUCUUGAUAACUUAAAGUAAGCACGUAGUGAAGAGGUAAUGUUUCCCUCUGUGACAGGCUCGGAGAUUCAAAGGAAGAACAGCUGAAGAGGUCGACAUCUUUAACGUGAGUACACCGUGAGAAACGAGACAAGCGUUUUUGGAAGGUUGUUUGGUUUGUUGUUCAUAUGUCUACCCGUUUGAUACCUGCUGGUUUUCAGAGUUGUUUCUCUUUUUGGAGGGAGGAAAGAUCUUUUUCUUCUUGUUUCGAUUAGUCGAUUUGCUUGAAAGACGCGUUUACCUUGUGACGUUCGAGAUCUGACGGGUCACUGUGUUGUGUUUCUGGGCAUAACUCUAAAGUUACAGUACCCCUCCCCACCCUGUAGUAUAAAUGGGUACCAAACUCUCAGGGAAUGUUUACAAACCACUGAGGAGAUAAACUGAGAUGGACAGGUAAUCCAUUUGGCGGGGGGGGGGGGAAGAGGAGGGGGAGUAGCGAUACCCCUCGUCACUUCAAGUCUCAGAAACUGAGAUGUUCUCAGGCACCGAUGGACCAGUACAAAUCAUAAGCCUUUCUCUUUUACGAUGACUAUAUUUCUUACACGAAUGAUUUAUUCUCGCUCUUUCAAGGCGAUCGAACGACUUCAGGGCUUUUUGCCGGAAUACUGGCGAUCAUCACAGCGAAGAAAAAAGCUACGAGCCGUCAGCUGCGAAGAAUUGCCAUGGAGAGCCCAGGUGCAGAUUUGUACAAAUAUGUUUUGAUGCUAGGUGACUAUGGGAAUAAACAUUCAAGAAUAAAAAUUCUUCGCUUAUGAUGAGGUGGAAGGAAAGAUCAAUGUUCAUUCAAUCUGUUCUGAUUAGGCGGGGCUCGGCUUGGGUGGCGUAAUACCCCCUUAUUUUUUCCGCAAGUGUGGUCAUUGCCUUAAACGCAAUGUCACAGGGCUGUCUUUCAGUGCUGGCAGCGGGUCAAAACCGUCGUUUAUUCUGGCACCUUAAGCCGGCUACUAUGACUUUAUUCUAGUAUUAUUGCUGGUGAAACAUCGUUAAAUUGCUAAAAUGCCACUAAAGGAAUUUGGACAACAUCUAUAAUUCAGCUUUGUGUGGAAUUGAAUGCUCAAUUUACCAGUAACAGGAUUAGAGGUACACUUGUAUGAACCGAUUCUGCGUCUUAAAACUGCUAUAAGGUUCGUGCGAACUUCUUAGAACGCCUGGGACAUUUAAACUGAACAGUUCCCGGUAUUGCGUGUAAUCUGACGCAACAAAAUGGCAUCCAUAGUAACCUUGCCGCCUAGUAUUUCUUGUUGCCUUCAACUUUCAACCUGAAUGUAGCCAAAAAUGGUUGCUUAAUGAUCGGGCGUGAUAGCCAAGCGAAAAAUAGAGGGUCUCUUUACUGAUAGCCUUAUCGUUGUUCUCCGUUUUCAUCAUUUUUCAGAUGGGAAUUCUUCUGGCGGGUGCAAAUUUUGAUUUGUUUCUUGACAAAGUGGAAAGUGGGCAACGUUUGGCAGAUGCAGGAGAUGCCGAAAACCCGUUAUACAGGUUUGAUACACAAGUUUGUCAAGUUUGAUUUCUUUUACCAGUCCUGUAGUUUACAACACCAGCAGAUAUCAGUAACAGACAUGUGAAUAUCUCCUUCUUCGAUCUUAGGACGCUGUUGGAUUUUUUAAUUUCCAUUUUUAUUUCCUAGGCCUUCGUAUAUGGAUCCUGAUUGGUUUGGCUAUGCUACAUCCGGGACCUUAAUAGUGUCGUGGGCUGGUGCAUCAAGAAGAGCCUCACCCGAGCCCCCCAUGGGUUUUAGCGGAUCAGCGAGGGAUACGCCAUUUUCUCAGCGUGCUCCAACAGGGUCGCGGUCACACCCUCGGGAGGGGACCAGGUAAGUAUUAGAACUUGUAGAAUCCCUUCACAGCCUCCCUUAAGUACCAUGUGUCGUACUGUUGGUGAAUAAAAAAGUUCCAAUUUUUGUUCUUCCCUUGUUGUUGUUGUUGUUUUUUUUGUUCUUUUGAAUGGUCUUGGUGUGUUGAUUGACUGAUUCCCUCACUUGUUUUUUUACUCGCUGAAAGACUAAAUGAAUGCUCUAUCGAUCGAUUGAUGAAAAGUUUGACUGUCCGUCAGACUGAUUGAAUGAUUGACUGACAUGACACUUUGAUCAAACAGGACUGGUAGCAGAGUGACAGGGGUCACCGGAAGUGAAGGUUCCACCGCAAGCAAGUCACCCAUGUUCUUCCUGCUCUCCGCGCUGGAUCAUUUAUCACGAGCCAUUGUAAGAACAAAAAUUCAGUUUUAUUAAAACACUUCGAAGAAUAAUUCAUUACCUUUUUCAGAAUCUCCGUCUCAAAAAUUGGUUAGGCUCGUAUUCAAUUGUUGCCUGUAGGCCCAGUACUUUUCACGCAAAAUCCCUCCCUAGCAGUAACACUCGCAAGGUGAACUUGUCUCGCGGCGUUUUCGUUGUAGCAAGUCUCACUUUUGAUUCGCGACUUGGCCACCCGCGUUUACCCGCGCUCUGAGCAAUUUGCUUUGUUUUAAUCUGAAUUCUUAUUGGUUCUUAAGGGUAUUUACCUCUCUUCUCAUUGUUGUUGUAAUGACUUUGGUUUUCUGACACUCAAUUGAAAGCACUUUAAUUGUACCCGAUUGUAAAGCGCUCCUUAUGUUGGAAAUAGUUUCACCUGUACAUCAACCAAUUAUCCUCACAGAGUUAUUCAACGUGAUUUAUCACUUCAAACGUAAGAGUGAUUGGCCAACGAUAUAUUUGUAGGUAUUGACUUAUCGUGGCAAGUACUGGAUCAUGCUGCAGAACGCCUGCCGGGCUCUAUGGAACAUGACUCAAACGGUGCUCAUGCGAGUCGUGGCAGGAACGCUCCACCUCGCUGAGGACCCUUUGGCUGAAGGAAUCACUGAUAUCGAUGUUCUGAGAAAGGCCCUGUGGCAGAAGUUCUAUUUCGGGGCCGACAGGUUGUUGGACAUGAUGGUUUUGAUUCAAGACCAGGCAAAAAUAGAAUCUGAACAAAAUAAAAAGGUAUGAAUCUUUGGUGUAGUUGGGGAGAGGGGGGGAAGGGCUGGAGGACUUUGGCUUUGUCUCAUUUAAAUUCACCUGACCCCUUCCCCUCCCCCCCAACGCGUUGUUGUAUUUAAAUGAUCCCUUCAUUUGCAGUCAAUUACCUUUAGUCCCCCCUCCCCCUUAACACACUGUUAGCCUAAUCCCCCUCUGUUCCCCCUGAAAACCAUGUUAACCCUCCUAAUUCCCCUCUUCCCCCCCUGCCCCCCCCCUCUUUGCAUUCCGACUAUACCAAAUGUUGAUUCCUCGUCAUCGUAACUCUCGGUGACCGUGAAUUUGGUAGAUAUUAGCGUGGCAUCCUCGCUGCCUUCUAACGUGACUCAUUCUCCCCUUUUUUCAAUAGCGUGACAAAGUGAAGAGGGGAGAUCUGGUGAUUAAUGAGAAGCAAGGCCUGAUGGGAGGAGUUGAAGAUGAGAGAGGUGGAGCGAGUUUGUUGUUUGAGAUACCGCUGGACAACUCGAAUGUUGCAGACACUCGCUGGCUGAAGAGGUUUAUACUCUACGCAGUGGAGAUGUUGUUCUACGAGAGGAAAUGGGAAAGGGCUGUCAGUAUCAUCUUGAGAUUCAAUGCGCUAACCAGGUAAGAAUAAAAUGAGGAUCUACUAACGUUUCAUAUUUUAGCUUUUUUUUUUAAGGUGAAUGUCGAAAGUAGCCGGAAUUACAUCGUUUAUCUCUUUACCAACCACAUGACAUACUCAAAUUUUGGAAAAAAGUCUUGGAAUACUUCUGUUACUUCUUUUCUCCUUUCAAUCCUUCCACUUUUUCUCACUUUCGGUAUUCAUUUUGCCUCUUUGAUCGUUGGCUUUGCUUUCAACUGUGUCUUGGUCCUUAUUUUUUCGCGUCAUAUAAGGCCCUCUGUUCUCUUUACAUCACCUGUGAUACUGGUUAGGAGGAUUUGUUUGGCAAUCAGCAGCUUCUUGAAUUGGAGGCCAUUUCGUUUAUUCUCAUGACCGUUACACUGAAUUAAAAAAUUAUCCUUUAGGAAGAAAUUAAAAGCCGGUCACUUACAGUAGUAAAAUGGUUAAUUUGAUUUUUUAUUGACUCCUUGUUCGGAUUGGCUGUUCAACGCAGACGAACCUUUUUAUUUUGAAAAGUGCUAUUUGAAAACUAUCUCCUUCGUUACCUUAAAUUUGUUUAUUGAUUCUCCAGUGCAUGACAUUGCUCAUGACACUAGUGUGACAAUUUAUCACCUUUAAUGCAAGGAGAAAGCGUGAGCUACUUGCAAGGUUUUCAGCAGAGGUACGCCGCCAUUCUGACGCAACUUUCUCGUUUGUUCCCAGGAGUCGUUAUGCCGAGUCAGUGCUACCUCUCCUUAUCGUUGCACAACGAAAACUUCUGGAGCAAAUCAAUGACCAUGGUGGUCCGUCAGGAGUCAACCUCUCAUCACUGUCUCCAAGGAAACGGGUAUUGCUGAAGAGUUUUUUAUAAAGCCGUCAGAGUACAUGUCAAUUGAGCCCGCGGUGCAUAUUGAUCCUGAAGGCCAUGAUGUAUACCGCGGUAGUUUGGACGCGCUGAGACUCGUCUCAGUCCCUCUGGAUGUGAAUAAAAGCCUCCAGGCUCUGCACCAGGCUCUUGAGUUGAAGCAUCACACUGCGCGGUCUCUAGAUCACAGUCGACAGCUUUUGUUGUGUUACCUCGCGGGCCAGCAGGAAGGUGAGAGAACAUGAUAUGCAAGUAAAUGUAAAAGCAGUGGAUGGAAUCGCUCUAAUGAAACAUUGCUCGUCGUUGUGAUAACAACGGCUUUUGUAUAACGAUGUAAUGAAAUGUUCCCUCCCUAGGCGGGACAAGCACCCGUGUGCAGCGCGGGUCAUCCCGUGUCGGGUUCUUACCGAGCCAAGUGAAACCUCCCACAGAUGUUCCACUGGAUUUAACGAAAGAAACGUUUGACUCUGUGGAGGAUGUGCAAACAUUCACACUUCAACCAUCGCAAUUGGCUGUGGUAAUUGCUUCCUACGAUAAGACAAUUGGUAGGCUUCAUAAAAUAGAUUUGUCUCUAAAGUGAUUAGCGUGUUUAGGGUUUAAAAUGCAAGUCUGUGUAAAAGUGUUUUUCUGUAGCUUUUCGGUAAAUGAUGGCACAGUUUGAUGUUCAUAAACCCGUCAACCCCUAAGAGUGACAUCUAAUUUCUUUUUACUGUAUCGCCCUUGAAUGAAAUGAAUAGGUCAUGAGUACAAAAGGAAAUGAUCACCAAUUUAGGAAGCUCCUGAUUGGCAAACAAAUUCUCCUUACCAGUACCAUAGGAAAUGCUAAGAGAACAGAGAGUUGAAUAUGUAUGAUCAUGUGAAGGAGUAAAGGGUUAUCUUAAUCACCAUCUUGUGAACAAUAUUACACGGAAGUACUCUCACACACAAGAGAUUUAUCCGCAGAUUUAAAAGUUGAAAGCAGGAUAAACAGCACCACAAAAAAAUUAUUUUCCAGAAGCUUUGAUAUAUGAGAUCAUUCGAGAGGGUUUUAUCAACAGGCUUAAAAGCCAGAGCCACCCGGAGCGGCAGCUGAGUGGAAUUGUUAACUUUAUGUUUGUUCUUCACAGAAAUGUUACAGUUUCGCAAACAGAAGAGUCUGGCUGCCCAAGCUAUGCACGAACUGGGUAACAUAAUGUUUCACAGUGGGAAUAUUAG